AUGGUAUGGGACGCAGCGGCUGAAGUCAACGGAGUGUCCCUCAACCAUGCUCUGCUGAAAGGACCGGACAUACUGGUAUCGCUAAUGGGAGUGCUGAUGCGGUUUCGCGAAGGAAAAGUAGCAGUCGCUGGGGACAUUCGUGAGAUGUUCCACCAAGUAAAGGUGCGACCUGAAGACCAAGGGUCCCAAAUGUUUUUGUGGAGAGGAGGAGAUACGUCACGCGAUCCUGAUAUUUAUGCGGAGCGCUUCUCCAAACAGUCGCCGGAAGCUGUCGCGGCUAUAUGCAGGAACACCUUUGUCGACGACUGGCUCGAGUCCGCCGAUUCGGAGAGCGACAUGAUAUCACUCGCCGGCACACAAUUAACGAAAAUCAAGAAAAGGUUCUGGGAUUAUGGUGGAUGCCAGGUUCUGACCUCCUCACGAUUUUUCAUCAUCCGGGCCAAAAUCAUAUUGCAAAACAUUUGGCGAUCCGGUGUAGGAUGGGACGAUCCGCUUCAAGACAACGAUGCAACCGAGUGGAGGCAUUGGCUGGACCUAUUGCCGCGACUAAAGGAAGUCAGGAUACCCCGAUGCAUCCCACGGAAAAGCGGCUGCCUACAAAGUCAGCUACACACCUUCGUAGACGCUAGUCUUAAUGCGUACGCUGCUGUGGUGUUUUUACGAACCGAGGCUGAUGGCGAAGUUCAAUGUCCCCUGGUCGCCUCCAAGACGCGCGUAGCGCCUCUAAAGCCUGUAUCAGUUCCAAGGCUUGAACUACUAGCAGCGGUGCUGGGCUUGCGGCUGUCAAAGUCCGUGGAGGCCGAGAUGACAAUACAUAUCAAUCAACGAAUCUUUUGUACGAGUUGGGGAAAUAACGUUGCCGACGACGGUACCAAAUGGACACGAGACCCAAGUUUCGACGGAUCCUCACGGUGGUUCGUCGGCCCGGGAUUUCUGUAUCGAGGAGAAGACCAGUGGCCGGAUAUGAAUCCCUCUACAAAGAACGAAGAGAUCAUCAUGCACCACGAGAAGAGCCACACCGAAACACCCGCAAUAGCCUGUAUUGUACCGGAUCCGCAACGCUUUAGCAAGCUGGAAAAACUGCGCUCCACGCAAAGCAAAGUUCUUCAAUUCCUGCGUUUGGUAAUUAAGGAACCCAAAGAUGGCCAUCUACAACAGCUGCUACACCUGAAGCGGGCAGUAGACUCGGAUGUGAUUCUGGUGCGAGUCAGUCAGGAAAUGGAGUUUCCCGAAGAAAUCAAAACCCUAAGAGCGGACGAAUCUGGCGUGAUGCGAGUAAAAGGCCGCAUAAACGCGAUUGAGGGAGUAGAGUUGGAUGUGAAGCAGCCCAUAAUCCUAUCGAGACGCCACCGGGUGACAUAUCUUAUUGCGGAUUACUACCACCGACGGUUUCACCAUUUGAACGACGAGAUCGUCGUCAAUGAAAUGAAACAGCGGUAUUGGAUCAAAGGACUAAGGGCCCUCGUAAGGGAGGUUGCCAAGGAUUGUCCGAGGUGCCGCAUACGUAACGCCCGACCCGCGCCUCCAGAAAUGGGAAGUCUACCGCAGGAGCGUCUCUCUCCGUACACUCUCCCGUUUACAUUCACCGGGGUGGACUACUUCGGACCUAUCGAUGUCGUAGUGGGACGUAGACGGGAGAAAAGAUGGGGCGUGCUGUUUACCUGUCUCACGACUCGAGCAGUGCAUCUGGAGGUUGCGGUCUCACUCUCUACGGACUCCUUUUUAUGUAUCCUGAAAACAUUCGUAGCCCGGCGAGGUGUCCCGCGGCGGAUCCUAUCAGACAACGGAACAACCUUUCGAGGAGCAAACGGAGCCCUGCAGCAUCAUAUAGAGCGCAUAUCAACGUCCGCAAUCGAACGAGAAUACCCAACGUUGGAGUUUAGCUUCAACCCUCCUGGUGCCCCCCCCGGGGGGGGGGUGGGAAUCACCCGUUUAACUAAAUUUUUAUUUAACGAGAUUCUCCCCGCAGAAGGUCUACGAGAGGAAGUACUUCGAGCCGCUUUCGCUGACGUGGAGCACACCCUGAACUGCCGACCGCUUACCUACGUGCCCCUGGACGACGCGGACGCGGAAGCUCUUACGCCUAACCAUUUCUUAGUGGGCAACUCAAGUGGUUUGCGGGAAAGAGGAUCACUAAUCCAAGCUGGUGAUCGACUGGCCAAAAGUUACAGAAUCGCAAGUCAGCUAGCCGAUCGCUUUUGGAAGAAAUGGCUACGGGAAUAUCUUCCAACGCUCACGAGGAGAACUAAAUGGUUCCAGCCCCCGCCGCUGCCGCUCGCUAUUGGGGACCUGGUAAUUAUUGUAGACGAAAAUGCCAAAAGGAACACGUGGCUGAGAGGUCGGAUCGUUGACGUUCACCAAGGGGCCGAUGGCCAAGUUCGCAGCGCCGUGGUGCGCACUGUGGACGGACUGGUUACCCGACCGUCGGUAAAGCUGGCCAAGAUGGACAUAUUACCUGGUAACCCACCGCGAAAGCAGGUGAAUUACGAGGGGGGGAAUGUUGCGUCGGCAACUUAAAUAUCGCCGCCGCGACCAUGCAUCUUGUCCCAUUCGCACUCACAAUUCAUCGCCCCGUACUCAACGCGCCCAAAACCGCGGUGGCGCCGAUGCGCCCCUGCAAGAUCGCGAAAAUGUUCGAGAAUUUACCGCUUCGAAGCCGCGGUACUGACAUCUCUUUCUCUCUUGCACGUCUCCGCUGCCAAAGCCACGCAGUGAAGUUGCGCAGUUGUAAAAAGUUGGCGAACGGCGUAGACGUGCGAGCAGACAAGGAGAGCACAAAUAUUUCAGUUGUUAUUUUUCUGAUCGACUGUUUCACAAAUUGAACUACUCGAAGUCUGUGUUUUACGUGGAAGGAACGUCUCUCGCACCAGUCGCGAGCCAACAAUA
Molecule: messenger RNA, 2886 nt
Organism: Drosophila takahashii
Lineage: Eukaryota; Metazoa; Arthropoda; Insecta; Diptera; Drosophilidae
Source: RefSeq, a predicted model, not a curated record